Molecule: messenger RNA, 837 nt
Organism: Nestor notabilis (Kea)
Lineage: Eukaryota; Metazoa; Chordata; Aves; Psittaciformes; Psittacidae
Gene: DNAJC12
Product: DnaJ (Hsp40) homolog, subfamily C, member 12
Exons: 5
Coding region: 134-727 (197 amino acids)
Cellular component (GO): cytoplasm
Source: RefSeq, a predicted model, not a curated record
GAGAGAGCUGCAGACCUAGGUGGAAGCUGCGUGAUUCUCUGGGUUACUUGUAAACCUUUGCGUGAGCUUUGUAGUGAUACUCUGUUUUACACCCUCUGUGCCUCAGUUGAAAAAGCCGUCUGGACUAGUCCAAAUGGAUGCAAUUCUGAACUGCAGACCGAAUGACUUGGAAGAUUAUUACGAUUUGCUAGGAUGUGAUGAACUGUCUACGGUCGAACAGAUUCUUGCAGAAUUUAAGAUCAAAGCCCUUGAAUGUCACCCUGACAAACAUCCUGGAAACCCCAAAGCAGUGGAGAAUUUCCAGAAGCUGCAGCAAGCUAAGGAGAUUCUUACUAAUGAAGAGAGUCGUGCGCAUUACGAUUACUGGCGGCGAAGCAAAAUUACCAUUCCGUUCCAGCAAUGGGAGGCCUUGAGCAAUUCUGUGAAAACGUCAAUGCAUUGGGCUGUCCAAAAUAAGAAGGACCAAAUGCUGGAAGCUCCAGAGUUGAAUAAUAGCAACAACGUAACUAGUGAGAUUUGGACCCAAAAGACUGAAAACGAUGAAGAUGGAUUGUCAGAUGGGAACAGGGAGCAAGAUGAUGUUGCAAUUCCUGAUGGGAAACCACGGUCUUCAAAGAAUCCAGACUCCCCAAGAUUUUCAGAGGCAAAUUACUGGCACUUGCGUUUCCGCUGGUCAGGGGAUGCUCCAUCAGAGCUUCUGAGGAAAUUCAGAAACUAUGAGAUCUAAAAGUACGCGUGAGAUCAUCUGUUCAACAAUUCAGUAUUUUUUUUUGUCAGCAGUUAUAAGUUAUUUGUAUUUUGUAUUCAUGCAUUGUGAUGUGAACAUUGAAUAAAUGU